Molecule: messenger RNA, 1245 nt
Organism: Saccoglossus kowalevskii
Lineage: Eukaryota; Metazoa; Hemichordata; Enteropneusta; Harrimaniidae
Source: RefSeq, a predicted model, not a curated record
CUUUGUGUCAGCGUUUGUGUAAUAACGGUAGGUGGCCCUGAAUUCUAUAUACAGUGAGGACGUCGCUGUACAGCAGACAACAGCUAUACAUCGGGGCUAUAGACGAGUGACUGAUUGGUGAAUACUGACAAUGCCAGCAGGGUACGAUCUUCUCCAACACAGCAACCCUCGAAAAUCGGAUAUGACGUGGUGGUCGAGACACGAUCCCGUGAAACUUCCACAGGGAAGAACGGACCACUGGAGUAAAAUGAAAAUUAAGUGCACAACAUUCGAUAUAUCGGCAAAAAAUACGCCGUCGCUGAGAGACCCCUACCAAACUCUGGUACAGAAAAGAUGUAACGAUCCAAAUAAGUAUACAGGGCUGAUGAGACCGAAGUCAGCGCCUCCAAUGUUGUUGCGCUAUAACCAAGAUGGCACCGUAAAACCCUUAACUGACAGACCAUUUCAUCAACACAUAGUGACGGGACUUAACGGACAAUUACCGGGCUCGUAUGCUAUGAAAGUAAAACCAAGGCCAAGCACUGGCAUACGAAGGACUAGUUUUAACACAAGAGCCAAAGAAGGUUUUAAAUACUGGCCGAUGGAGAGACCCAAACCAACAAAAUUUGGUCGGUACGGCAUAGGGUCAAGAUGCACGGUCCUUGGUCUAGGCAAUGCUAGUCGGACGUAAUAAAGAAUAUAUCGUGUGACAUCCAAACAUUUACAACUAUUUUUUCACAAGCUGAUGAAGAUACGAACUCAAAUCCGGCCACAGAAUACAUGACAUGUUACGGAAAUAUCCGUAUAGAGCACUGGAAUAAAAAACAGGAACUCCAUAGAGGGCGCUCUCGCAGUUCUUAGAAUGUAAAUUCUUUUGCUUCGAUUGAAUUAGAUUGUAUGCCGUUUAUUUACAGUGCUUAUUGGACAAAACUCAGUUCCUGUUUUGCAAUUUUGUAUUAACAACUUGAAUAUCUUCCUACUUUAGUAAUUAUACUAAUUUAUGCUAGCCAUAGAAGGAAUUCUACUGCGCCGUAUGUUCCUAGUUCUAUAGCCGUCAGGAAACAUCUCCCAUAUACAACAGUAUUGAACUACAUGUACGCAGUCUAUUUGCGUGAGACACAUGUGCAGACAUAGAUUUGUGAACUUACUAAAUGUAUAUAUGCUAGUUAUUUGUAGUUUAUUCAUUAUAACAUAUCGGAUGGACUUCGUUUUUCUCCGAUUUCUUGUAGUAAAAUGCAACAAUAAAAAAGUAGUUAUCGUAGUACA